GUCUGCAGAACGUUCUAGUAUCAUCGCGACGUACGUCAGUACUUCAGUCGUCAAAUAGAGACAAAAGAGUGUCAAAGUCAAAAAGUCGAUCGAAUUUUUUUACAAACAAUAAAAUUAUAUAUUUUGAGAAAUUCUUUAUUAAAAAAAAAUAAAACAAAAUGCCCCGUCGAGGAAGGUCUGCUAGCCCCCCACCAGCACCAAGACGUGCUGCCUCAUCGAAUUUGCCAGCAAGGGCCCCUCCAGCAGCCCCGCCAGCCCAUGCACCUGCAGCCGCUACACCCAUGCAGGCCCAACAACAGCCAUCUAUGUUCCAGCAGAUGGCUGCAACAGCUGGAGGAGUCGCUGUUGGAUCCGCUGUGGGUCAUGUAGUAGGAGCCGGUAUAACUGGUCUCUUCUCUGGUGGUUCCUCCAGUGAAGCAGCACCUGCACAAGCCCCUCAACAAUUGCAACAACAAGCUGCUGCUUACCAAGGCCAAGAACCUACUGGACCUUGCGCAUGGGAAAUCAAACAAUUCUUGCAAUGCGCACAAGGACAAUCUGAUUUGACUUUGUGCGAAGGAUUCAAUGAGGCAUUGAGACAAUGCAAGACAGCUCAUAGUAUGUAAUUGGAAUAAAAUUAAAAGCAAAAAGUGAUGGUAUUGUAGUAGUGACAAAACUGAACUGUGAGCACUUGUAGAUAAAUAU
Ctenocephalides felis (cat flea) is the source of this 684-nucleotide messenger RNA. Its product is annotated as coiled-coil-helix-coiled-coil-helix domain-containing protein 2-like. NCBI's taxonomy places the organism in Eukaryota, Metazoa, Arthropoda, Insecta, Siphonaptera, Pulicidae. The record is from RefSeq and is a predicted model, not a curated record. Gene Ontology annotation, cellular component: mitochondrion; nucleus. Gene Ontology annotation, biological process: mitochondrion organization. Bases 159 to 605 code for a protein of 148 amino acids. The transcript has 3 exons.